Mesorhabditis spiculigera is the source of this 534-nucleotide messenger RNA. The record is from the annotation of a GenBank genome assembly. NCBI's taxonomy places the organism in Eukaryota, Metazoa, Nematoda, Chromadorea, Rhabditida, Rhabditidae.
AUGCGUCUAAUAGUCUGCUCGAUGCUUAUUGCCUUCACUCUGGCCGCUACGGUCCAUAGGUCAAAGCGCCAGGUCUCCGUAUAUUACUUAUGCCCUGGAAUUAAUGGUGGAUACAUCAGCCAAUACCCCUGCUCAAAUACUGGAUGUUGGGGCAACGACGGUUGCAAUUACAAUUCAAAUCCAUGUGGAAGCAACAACUGCAACUACAACCAGCCAUCCCUGCCUUAUUCUUUCUACAAUAGCGGCUACAAUUGCAACAACGGCUGCACCAAUGUGAACUGUAACAAUUACGCGGGCCAGUACAUUAAUGGCCAAUACGUCGCCUAUUCGCAAAACAACAACCAAUACUCGGCCUGCGCUUCAAACUGCUGCAAUAACUACUACAACCCUUAUAGAACGACUUGGAAUGGAGAUUCUGCAACUACCGAUACUGCCCAGAUCGGACAGGGCGCUGUUGUAGCGGCAAGAAGCCCCCCGGUUCCGGCUGUCGCCCCAGAUCUUUCCGCUGCCAUCAAAGCAAACAAGAGAGGAAAC